Messenger RNA from Macrosiphum euphorbiae (potato aphid), 915 nucleotides. Lineage: Eukaryota; Metazoa; Arthropoda; Insecta; Hemiptera; Aphididae. The record is from the annotation of a GenBank genome assembly.
AUGUCGAACGAACAGAAGAAAAAAGUUCUGCCAUUUUACGUGAACUUUUCAAUUGCUGGAUUGUCGGGGAUGGGAUCCGCGGUGUUCGUACAUCCAUUGGAAGUGUUGAAAUUUCGUAUGCAACUAAGUGGCGAGAAGGGCACGGCUUCAGAUCACAAAAGCUCAAUUCAUGCAAUAAUAAACAUGGCAAAAAAUGAAAACAUUUCGGGUUUUUAUAAAGGCAUUACCGCAAACUUUAUGAGGCAAAUAAUAUUUACGUCAACUCGGGUGGGCUGCUACACAUCGCUUGUAGAUGAAUUGAAAAAACGAGGACAGGGCACCGUGCUUAAUAACGCAAUAGCCAGCAUGACCACCGGAGCAUUCGCAGCGUUCAUUUCCACACCGACCGACAUUGCUGUGGUCCGCAUGACAGCCGACGGACGAUUGCCACCGGAGAGCCGUCGUAACUACAAAGGCGUGUUCGACGCACUGAUAAAAAUACGAAAGGACGAAGGCAUAACUGGGCUGUGGCGAGGGACGGUAGCGACCGUUCUCAGAGCGAUGACAGCCAAUUUAACGCAGCUGAUGUCGUAUGACGAGGCUAAAGUGUAUAUGAUGGACAAUUAUAAUAUGGAGAACGGUUUGAAGCUCCACACCGUGUCAAGCAUGAUUUCUGGAAUUGUAUAUUCCGUGAGCUCGAAUCCAAUGGACGUGUUAAAAACUAGAAUACAACAACAGAAAAUCGUAGAUGGAAAAGCAGAAUACUCGGGCAUAAUAGAAGUGGCGACGACUUUGGUGAAAUCCGAGGGAGUUAUGGCUUUGUGGAAAGGCUGGCCUUUUUAUUAUUUACGAGUGGCACCAGGGACUGUCUUGUUAUUUAUUUUCAUGGAGCAACUUAGAAAGGCAUAUGAAGAUAAUUUUAUAAAAGACCAGUGA